Messenger RNA from Ipomoea triloba (trilobed morning glory), 1819 nucleotides. Its product is annotated as GDSL esterase/lipase At5g45960-like. NCBI's taxonomy places the organism in Eukaryota, Viridiplantae, Streptophyta, Magnoliopsida, Solanales, Convolvulaceae. The transcript has 5 exons. Gene Ontology annotation, molecular function: hydrolase activity, acting on ester bonds. The record is from RefSeq and is a predicted model, not a curated record. The coding region runs from base 565 to 1683 and encodes 372 amino acids.
UAAAUUAUAUUUAUUAGAUAGGGUGUUGCGGUUAUCUAGAUUGUUGACUGUUGAUGGGUAAUUCAUGGUAAGAGUAGUACAGUUGUACCAAAAUGCAAAUUAAUGAAAUUAAAACAAUCACAUUUAAGAGAAUGGAGCCCACCAUGACCUGGUUGACCAUUUAUCAUGUGAAGUGAAAAUCAAUUCUCCAGACUUUUUCAUAAAUUAAAGAGUCCUAUAUGUCAAUUAUUGCUGACGCGCCUUGCAUUAUAUUGUAUUUCUGGUUGUAAGAUUGUGUGUGUUGUGGAAGGUUUGUAACUAUGGUAAAGUUCAAUUGUUACCGAAAUGUGAUGCUGACUGUUAGUACUAAUAAAAAUAUAAAAUUAUGUUUUGAUUAUUAAGUAUAUAUAAUGUUUUCGUAUUGUGGUAAACCAUGUGAUGUGCUAAUAUAAUGUGUGGUUAAUGAAUGCUAUUUAUACAUCUAACAUGCAUUAAAUAUUUCUUGAAUUUAUUUUGUUUAUAUGUAUGUAUAUAUAUUAUUAUAUAUUGGUGAAUCAGUGAAUGUAGAGUUAAAGGGGAGGGGGGAUGGAGAAAAAGAUGAGUUUUCACAGGUGGGUUGUAGUUUCAAGUUUGUUGUUGAGCAUUUAUUGUGUGAUCAUCAUCUCCCAUUUAACCGGAGCGGGUGCGACGGCGGCGAAGCAAAGGCGGUUCAACAAUACAAUCUCGGCGAUCUUAAUCUUCGGAGACUCCACCGUCGACUCCGGCAACAACAAUUACAUUUUCACAAUCGCUAAGUGCAAUUUCCCACCUUAUGGACGGGACUUUCUCGGCCACAUCCCCACUGGAAGGUUCUCUAAUGGCCGCCUCGUUACCGAUUUCAUCGCCUCGUAUAUGGGAGUGAAAGAGAAUGUGCCGCCGUACUUAGACCAAAGCCUCGGCGUGGAGGAGCUCAUUACCGGCGUCUCAUUCGCCUCCGGCGGCACAGGAUACGACGCUUUUACUGCUAAAUCAAAUGGAGGUGUGAUUACUGUAGAAAGGCAGCUUCAAUAUUUCAGAGAGUACAAGAAGAGACUAGAAAAUCUCAUCGGAAAGGAGAAGACAAAAUGGGUUGUAAGAAAUGCCGCCUUCUUUGUCAGCGCCGGCACUAAUGAUUUGAACAACUAUUUUGGCACCCCAUCGCUACGCCGCCAACAAUACACGCUUCCGGCCUACCAACAAUUCUUGAUUCAACUCGUGCAACAGUUUGUGCUGGGUUUAAUGGAGGAGGGAGCGCAGCGAAUCGGAGUGGUUGGGCUGCCGCCAAUCGGGUGUUUGCCGACAACCAUCACCAGGAAUUCCGACACCCCACUGUUUCACCGCCAUUGUCUCCCGACGUACUCCGCCGCCGCCAGAGAGUACAACCAACUGCUCCAGAACAAACUGAAAACCAUGCAAAAUGGUGCCCUCAAACUGGUCUACAUCGACAUCUUCAACCCUCUGGAAGACAUGACACAGAAUCCCAGAAAAUUUGGAUUCAAUGAAGUGAAUAGAGGGUGUUGUGGCAGUGGGCUAUUUGAAUUAUCAGUUCUGUGCAAUCCAGAAUCCAUAGUUUGCUCAGAUGCAUCCAAAUAUAUGUUCUGGGACGCAGUGCAUCCAACUCAGGCCACAUACUCUCAGCUCUUCAAAGCAUUGGUUCCCUCCAUUGAUUAUAUCAUCAAAGGCUAAUGAAAGCCAUGGCGACACAACUGUAACAAUAAUUAAUUUGUUUGGGAUUUGGAUGACUGCUUAUCUUGUUUGUCCAAAUGGAAUUUCUUGAAAGAGACUAAGAGAGUGAAAGGCCUCAACUUUUGAGUUGCUUCAA